GGCAAGCUCAGUUCCGGCGAGUAGUGGCGUCGGUUGCUAGGAGAUCGGUAUUCUUGGCAAUAGGGAACACUUUGCAGCGUUUAUGUUCCCGUUUGUACGACGAUUACUACAUCUGUGUAAAUUAGAUGGUGGAAUUACUUUACGUGCAUGAUAUUUCUUCUUGGCCUCUUUUCGUCUGGUUGUUAAUAUGAUACUUUCACGUGCCAAGCCCGCUGUGGGAGGAGAGGCAGGGCAGAAUGAUAAAAAGAAGAAAAAAGGGAAGAAAAUUCCUAAACUAGAGGAGUAUCUGUUACAGAAAGAUUACACAGGAGCGAUCACAUUAUUGGAGUUCAAGAGACAUGUUGGUGAGAAGGAAGAUGACACAGACUUAUGGAUUGGAUAUUGUGCUUUCCACUUAGGAGACUACAAGAGAGUAAUGGAGGAGUAUCUUACAUUAACAGAGCGAGAGGGCUGCCAUCCUGAUGUUUGGGUGAACCUGGCAUGUACUUACUUCUUCCUAGGGAUGUACAAAGAAGCUGAAGAAUCCGCUUUUAAAGCACCAAAAAGUAGACUGCAGAAUCGUCUUUUAUUUCAUCUGGCUCACAAGUUCAGUGAUGAAAAGAAGUUGAUGAGCUAUCAUCAGAACUUGCAGGAUAUCACAGAGGAUCAGCUUAGCUUGGCUUCCAUUCACUACAUGCGGUCCCAUUAUCAAGAAGCAAUAGAUAUCUAUAAGCGGAUUCUAUUGGAUAACAGAGAGUACUUGGCUCUGAAUGUCUAUGUUGCCUUGUGUUAUUACAAACUGGAUUAUUAUGAUGUCUCCCAAGAAGUUUUAGCAGUCUACCUUCAACAUGUGCCAGACAGCACUAUUGCACUAAACCUGAAGGCAUGCAACCAUUUUCGUCUCUACAAUGGGAAAGCAGCUGAGGCAGAGCUUAAGAGUUUGAUGGACAGUACCUCUUCUUCCUUUCAGUUUGCUAAAGAACUCAUCAAACAUAACCUGGUUGUAUUUCGAGGAGGAGAAGGGGCUUUACAAGUUCUACCUCCCUUGGUAGAUGUCAUACCUGAAGCAAGAUUGAAUUUAGUUAUCUAUUACCUGAGGCAAGAUGAUGUCCAUGAAGCAUAUAAUCUCAUCAAAGAUUUAGAACCCACUACACCACAGGAAUAUAUUCUGAAGGGUGUGGUGAAUGCAGCACUGGGACAAGAAGUGGGCUCGCGGGAUCACCUGAAGAUUGCUCAGCAGUUUUUUCAACUUGUAGGGGGCUCAGCCAGUGAAUGUGAUACAAUUCCUGGGCGUCAGUGCAUGGCAUCCUGUUUCUUUCUGCUUAAACAAUUUGAAGAUGUUUUGAUUUACCUAAAUUCUGUGAAGAGUUAUUUCUAUAGUGAUGACACCUUCAACUUCAACUAUGCCCAAGCAAAGGCAGCUACUGGAAAUUACAAAGAAGCAGAAGAGGUAUUCCUGAUGAUUCAAAGUGAAAAGAUAAAAAAUGAUUAUACAUACCUGAGCUGGUUGGCACGCUGUUAUAUCAUGAACAAAAAGCCAAGGUUAGCGUGGGAACUCUAUCUGAAAAUGGAAACAUCAGGAGAAUCUUUCAGUCUGCUGCAACUAAUAGCUAAUGAUUGCUACAAGAUGGGCCAGUUUUAUUAUUCUGCCAAAGCCUUUGAUGUGCUAGAGAGACUUGAUCCAAAUCCAGAAUACUGGGAAGGAAAACGUGGAGCUUGUGUGGGCAUUUUCCAAAUGAUCUUAGCUGGCCGUGAACCUAAAGACACCCUGCGUGAAGUUCUACACCUGCUGAGGAACACAGGAAAUCCCCAAGUGGAGUACAUUAUCCGCAUUAUGAAGAAAUGGGCAAAAGAAAACAGAGUCCCCUUCUGAACAUGUUGGACUUCAAAUUCCUCAUUAUUUUAAUGUAAUCAAAACAAAUUGUUCAGUAGCAGCUUCUAAAGGCUUUACAAACCCCCUUUACCCUCACCAAUUUGUUAACACCUUUCGUAGCUUUGUCUGUAAUCUUUUAGAUCUCAAAAUGCCUUACUUGAUGUCAUUUUCAACAACUAACUCCAGGCCUUAGAAACAUAUGGUCUUAUAAAAGCAGAGUACAUUUAUCCCCAAAGUCACUGAAACACACUUCAGAAUCUCAGGUUUAGUCCUAAAAAAAAAAAAAGAGUACUGGAACUACAUGAUUGCCUGAAUUAAAUACAAAUUGCAGUUUAGUAUGAA
Protopterus annectens (West African lungfish) is the source of this 2194-nucleotide messenger RNA. It is a transcript of the gene IFT56, whose product is annotated as tetratricopeptide repeat domain 26. Gene Ontology annotation, molecular function: intraciliary transport particle B binding; protein binding. Gene Ontology annotation, biological process: intraciliary transport involved in cilium assembly; intraciliary anterograde transport. The coding region runs from base 188 to 1852 and encodes 554 amino acids. The transcript has 18 exons. NCBI's taxonomy places the organism in Eukaryota, Metazoa, Chordata, Ceratodontiformes, Protopteridae. Gene Ontology annotation, cellular component: intraciliary transport particle B; ciliary base; ciliary basal body. The record is from RefSeq and is a predicted model, not a curated record.